AUGUACUCUCACGGCGGCGGCACGGGACCGCCUCUGGCUGGCGGGGCGCCGCAGCACCGGCUGCGCCCCGGCGGCGACGACCGCUACGGCGUCCUUCCCGAAAGCGGCUUCGGCGACCGGGGCGGCCGAGCGCCCUCCGGCCCGGGGGACCCGGGCCAGCAUCCGGGUCACGGCGGCCACCGCGGCGGCUCCCAGGGCGGCGGCUACGGCGGCCAGGGCGGCGGCUACGACAUAGGCUCCGGCGCGGGCUACGGCCGCGGCAGCGGCUACCAGGGCGGCGGCGACGGCUUCGACGGCCGGGGCGGCGGCUACCAGGGCGGCGGCGGCUACGGCGGCCAGGGUGGCGGCUCCCACGCCGGCGGCUACGGCUCCCACGCCGACGGCUACGGCGACGCGGGCUUCGGCGCGGGCUACGGCCGCGACGGCGGCUACGGCGGCCGCGGCGACGGCUUCGACGGCCGGGGCGGCGGCUACCAGGGCGGCGGCGGCUACGGCGGCCAGGGCGGCGGCUACGGCGGCCAGGGCGGCGGCGGCUCCGACGCCGGCGGCUACGGCGACGGCGACGCGUGCUCCGGCGCGGCACGCAACGGCACGCGCCGCGGGAGGCGCGGGCGCCGCGGCCGCCGGCGGACGCCCGCGCCGACGCCCGCGCCGACGGCGCGCCUCGCGGCCGCGACGUCGUUCCCCUUCAGCCGCGGCGAGCGCUUCGUGCGCCGCGGGAACGUCCAGCGGCCCGUGCGCGCGUCGAGCCGCAAGUUCCGCGCGGGCCCGCGGAAGGACCUCGAGAACUUCGUCGCGCCGCUCCUGCGGCGCAUGGGCCUGCUCGAGACCAAGGGCAUGGACUGGGACUGCUACGUGGGCCUCCAGUUCACGCCGGAGCACGAGCACAACUACCUCCUCGCGCCGGCGGGGAGCCUCGUGUCGUCGAUCCCCGGCCUCAAGGAGGUCCUCGGCGACAAGGAGGCGUUCGCGCGGCUCUGGCGCGGCUGCGUCGCGCGCGCCGCGGCGCUCCGCGACGCCGGCGCGCUCGGCGCCGCCGCGGCGGCGGGCCUCUGCGCCUGGACGACGCCGGCCUUCAACGCGGUCCACAAGCUCGUCGACGGCGCGCCGCGCUUCGCCGUCGAGGGCGGCGUCGACCUGUGCAUCGACGCGCUCGUCGACCUCCUCGCGCGCGAGGGCCCGUCGGCGUCGGCGCAGCGCGGGGGUGAUGCGACGCCGCUGUCGACGUGGAUCGUCAAGCCCCAGCGGCGCUACCUGAGCCUGGGCAUGCACCUCGCGACCCUCCUCGAGGCCCUCGCGAGCGCGGGCGCCGUCGCGGCGUGGGCGACGCGCGAGACGCCGCUCGAGGAGAAGAAGCGCGCGCGCCACACGAAGCAGCCGGGCGAGUUCACGAUGCAGCGCUACGUGACGCGGCCCGCGACGCUCGGCCGCCGCAAGUUCGACCUGCGGCUCUGGACCCUCGUCGCGUCGCUCGAGCCCCUGUCGGUCUACGUGCUCGACGUCGCGAAGAUCUCCGUCGUCGACUACGAGGGCUGGGGCCUGCCCCGCAACGCGAGUACGCUCCCGGCCAAGUGCAUGCACAUCCUCAUGAUGGCGAGCGAGUUCUGCCUCAAGCACAUGACGUUCCCGCGGCCGUGGCCCUACGACUACCCCGGCGUGACGCGGCCGGACCUCGGCGGCCUCCGCGGGGGGCGGAGCUUCUUCGAGGAGCUCCGGCUCGGCGAGGCGCCGCCCCUCGGCGGCGAGGCGGCCUGGGCGGCGUGGCAGGCCGAGCUCUGGCCCGCGCUCGAGCGGACCGCGCUCCUGCCGCUCCUCCUGGCCAAGGACGAGCUCCACGGCCACGAGGCGCGCGUCUACGGCGCGCGCGACGGCGAGCUCUCGCGGCGGUCGAAACGCUUCGCGCUGCUGUCGCCCGACGCGCUCUGGGACGCGGAAAUCGGCGGCUGGCGCCUCGAGGAGAUCAACACGAACGGCCUCUUCCAGCUCGGCGCGGACGAGGGCGAGGACGUCCGCACGUUCCACGUCGACGAGGGCUACACGGAGGCCUGGCUCCAGAUCGCCGGCGUCGACGGCUACCCGCGCGCGCCGGCCUACGCCGCCGCGCUCGACGCGGCGCUCGACGACUUCUGCGCCGGCCGCGGCUGCGACGGCCGCGACCGCGAGGUCCUCGCGGCGGCCGCGCACGAGAACGCGCACGCGUCGAGCGGCUGGUACCGCGCGUGGCCGCCCGUGGACUGCGGCGACGCCUGCGGCGCGCGGCCGGACCUCGCGGACGACGCCGGCGUCAUGGCCCUCUUCGAGGGCUCCGCGACGCGCGCGGGCCGGCUCCACUUCGACUUCCUCCGGUCCCUCGACCGGGCCUACUUCGCGUCGCCCUCCGCGGCGCGGCCCGACGACGGCGACCGCGACGCGUUCCCCCGCUACGUGCCGCAGGAGCCGCCCGCGCACGAGUACCGCACGCCCCAGCCGGCUUUCGCCGCGAGGUCGACCAUGCGGUCGCCCGGCCGCGCGCCGACGACGCAGCCGUUGGGCCACUCGACGCGCACGACGUCGAGCGCGCGGCCCAGCAUCGUCGCCGGCUACGCCGCGUCGGGCCUGCUCUUCCGCCUGCGCACGGAGGAGCUCGCGACCGCCGCCGAGCGCCUGCGCUGGCUGCGGUGGACCGCCGCGCGUCUCGCGUGCUGCGGCGCGGCGCUGGCCCUGCGCGACGCGCCGGCGUUUCGCGCGGUCGUGCUCGUCGUCGGCGUUUUCGCCACCUAUGCCCACAACGCCCGGGGCCGGUCGCCGACGGCGCGGCGCGCGGCGCCGGGCACCGUCGCGCUCGUCACCGGCGCGACGGCGGGCAUCGGCUUGGCGACGGCCGUCGCGCUCUGCCGCCGCGGCGUCGACGUCGUCGUGCCCGGCCGGAGCCCCGAGCGGGCCGCCGCCGCGGCGGCGCGCAUCAACGCCGCCGCGCGCGGGCCCGGCCGCGCGCGCGCGCUCCCGGGCGCCGGCCUCGAGCUCGACGACCGCGCGUCCGUGCGCGGCUACGCGGCGGCCGCGGCGGCGGCCGCGCCGGACCUGGCGCUCCUCGUGCUCAACGCGGGCGUCAUGCGGCCGGCCUACGGCGUCGUCGGCGGCGGCGCCGAGGCCACCGUCGCGUCGAACCACCUCGGCCACUUCCUCCUCGCGGAGCUCCUGGGACCGACGCUCGCCGCGAACGCGGCGCGCGGCCGCGACUGCCGCGUCGUCGUCGUGAGCAGCAGCCUCCACCGCGUCGCGGCGCGGGCCCUGGACGCGCUGCCGGACGCCGCCGCGCGGCGCGCCGCGGUCGCCGACCUCCGGGGCGACGCGCGCGCGUACGGCCUCUUCCCGCGCUACGCGCUGUCCAAGCUCAUGAACGUGCUCCACGCGCGCGCCCUCGCGCGGCGGCGGCCGGCCGUCGCCGCCAUCGCCGUGCACCCGGGCUGCGUCUACACGGACGUCACGCGGAGCCUCCCGUGGCCCGUCCGCGCCGCCCACGCGCUCGCGGUGCCCUGCUGGCUCCUCUUCCAGAAGCUCCCGCCCCACGGCGCCCACGCCACGGUCCACGCGGCCCUCGCGCCCGAGCUCGCCGCGGCGGAGAACGCGGGGCGGAGCCCCUACGUCGCCGACUGCCGCGCGGAGGCGCCGGGCCUCCCGCGCGACGCGGACGCGCUCGCCGACGCGCUCUGGGGCGCGAGCGCGGCCUACGCGGGGGCGGGGUAA
Molecule: messenger RNA, 3726 nt
Organism: Aureococcus anophagefferens
Lineage: Eukaryota; Pelagophyceae; Pelagomonadales; Pelagomonadaceae
Exons: 7
Coding region: 1-3726 (1241 amino acids)
Biological process (GO): protein modification process
Source: RefSeq, a predicted model, not a curated record